AUGAGAGUGACUUACCACACCGGCGGCGCGGAGCGGCAGCAGCAGCAGCAGCAGCAGCAGCAGCGGCGGCUGGGCCGUCUCUCGGCCCUCUCGGUGUACCGCCGGGCGGCGGGGCUCGGGCGCCUGGAGCGGCGGCGCCGCGGGACGCCGCUGCCCGCGGGAGGAAAGCGGGCCAAGGCGCGGCCGAGGCGGCGCGGCCCGGGAAGCGGCGGCCCGGAGCCGGAGGCCCCGCCGCCCGGCGCCGCCGCUGCCUUCCCCGGCCGCCUGGAGCGGGCGAAGACGCAGCCGAGCCUCGGCGAGGCGGGAGGCCGGGGCCCGGAGCCCGAGGCUCCGCCGCAGCCUCCGCCGCCGCCCGGCCCGCCCGGCCGCGUGGAGCGGGCCCCGGCGCCGGCCGGCAGCCCCGAAGCGAAGCGGCAGCGCAGCCCCGCGGCCGGCCCCGGCGGCCCGCGGGCGGCAGAAGGCGGCGGCGUGGCGGGGCUGCUGGCGCGGCUGGGGCGGCUGGAGGACAGCCGGCAGCGGGCGGCGGAGCUGUUCCGGUGGCUGGUGGCGCCGGUGGCGCCCGGGGAGUUCCUGGGGCGGCACUGGGAGCGGGCCCCGCUGCUGGUGCGGCGGGGCGACCCCGGGUACUACGCGGGCCUCUUCUCCACCGCCGACUUCGACGCCGCCCUGCGAAGCGGCGGGGUGCGCUUCGGGACCCACCUGGAUGUCACCAGCUACGCCGAGGGGGUGCGGGAGACGCACAACCCAUCCGGCCGGGCCCUGCCCGCCGUCGUCUGGGACUUUUACCAGAACGGGUGCUCCCUGCGGCUCCUCAGCCCCCAGGCCUUCUCCCCCACCGUCUGGCACUUUCUUUCCAUCCUGCAGGAGCACUUCGGCAGCAUGGCAGGGGCCAACACCUACCUCACGCCACCAGGGACACAGGGCUUUGCCCCCCACUACGAUGACAUCGAGGCCUUUGUACUGCAGCUGGAGGGGAAAAAGCACUGGCGUGUCUACAGCCCUCGGACGGAUGCAGAAGUGCUGCCCCAGUUUUCCAGCCCAAACUUCUCGCAGGCUGAGCUCGGUGAGCCCGUACUGGAGACGGUGCUGGAGGCCGGGGACCUGCUGUACUUCCCCCGCGGCUUUAUCCACCAGGGUGACUGUCUUCCUGAUGCACACUCGCUCCACAUCACAGUGUCCUCUUACCAGAGGAACACCUGGGGGGACCUCCUGGAGAAGCUCCUUCCAGCUGCCCUGCAGAUGGCCCUGGAGGAGGAUGUAGAGUUCCGGCAGGGGCUUCCCAUGGACUACCUGGGGUACAUGGGGGUCGCCAAUUCGGAUGCAUCUGACGCUCGCCGAACGGCCUUUAUGGAGAAGGUGCAGAGCCUGAUAAAGAAGCUCGUUGACUACGCGCCCAUCGAUGCUGCAGUUGAUCAGAGAGCCAAGUCAUUUCUUCACGACUGCCUUCCUCCAGUGCUUACACAGAGUGAAAAGGCACAGAGUGUGUACGGCUUCCCAGCCCGCUGGCAAGGUGGAGGUCCCCGGGAUGUUGAUAUAUUGAUAACAAAAGACACAGAAGUACGUCUGCUCCGCCAUGGCAUCAUUAGAUUGUGUAACGAAGAAGCUGGUGUGAUGCUGUAUUACACGACAGAAAACUCAAGAGUGUAUCACAAGGAGGAACCCAAGUGCCUUGAGAUAGAUCCCGAGCAUACAGACAGUAUCGAAUUUCUCCUGUCUUCCUAUCCAAACCACAUCAGUGUGGAUUCCCUUCCAUGUGAAAACUUGGAGGACAAGAUUUCUCUAGCCACGGUCCUGUUUGAGAAGGGCAUUCUGACUACAAAGAAGCCUCUGGUGCAAGUGUAACUCUUAUUUUUUUAACAAAAUAAACAUAAAUUUGUUUAGAAA
Messenger RNA from Apus apus (common swift), 1884 nucleotides. RefSeq names its product ribosomal oxygenase 1 (gene RIOX1). NCBI's taxonomy places the organism in Eukaryota, Metazoa, Chordata, Aves, Apodiformes, Apodidae. The transcript has 2 exons. Gene Ontology annotation, molecular function: histone H3K4 demethylase activity; histone H3K36 demethylase activity. The record is from RefSeq and is a predicted model, not a curated record. Gene Ontology annotation, cellular component: nucleolus. The coding region runs from base 1 to 1842 and encodes 613 amino acids.